This is a messenger RNA of Pseudogymnoascus destructans, 213 nucleotides long. RefSeq lists its product as uncharacterized. The record is from RefSeq and is a predicted model, not a curated record. The transcript is spliced from 2 exons. Lineage: Eukaryota; Fungi; Ascomycota; Leotiomycetes; Thelebolales; Thelebolaceae. Bases 1 to 213 code for a protein of 70 amino acids.
AUGUCCGCCGUCUACCUCCCAAGCCUGACCUUCUCCGCCCCCAACUCGGCGCCCUCCUCCCGCGCCGCCUCCCGCGCCGCCUCCAUCAUCACGCCUGCUGCUGCGUCGCGCGCGCCGAGUGUCAAGGCGGUGGCGGCCAAGCCGAAGGGGGAGAAGAAGAGCCUCAAGAGCAGGGUUAAGAGCAUGCUGAGUAGGGGGACUGAGGAGGGAUGA